UCGCCACAGUAUAUCAUAUGUACCUACGCUGUUAUUAUUAAACCCAUUCCCGUGCAACUGCCGAGUUGCGGUGCCACUCGUCGGCAGUCGUACACGUACGCCAGACUCCAGCGCACCGCGCCCGUAACCGUCUCUUUAUAAACAGCGAUACGACCGUGAUGGUCGUCGCCGCGAGUCUCUCGCAUCGGUCACCGUAGUUUAUAUACCCGGUAAUGUACGUCAAUCGGUGCACGGAGUUCGUCCGUCCUCGUCGUCCGUCCGUCCGUUAAUACGCUCUACCCGCGAAUAACAACGGCAAAAACAAUAUCGUGCGCCUGCUGUGUACAUUCGUCGUUGUAAAUCGCGCGUUUUACUCACGGUUCACGGUGUCUCGGAGCGAUCGUCACGAUACCGCCGUAUCGUCCAUAGUUCCACGUACAACUUACUGUCAUCGCAUACGAUGUUAUAACGACUAGCCGUUAUCUCGUUUUUCGAAAAGUGUAUCGCGCCCGCCAAAUCCGCCGGAUGCCAGCUAUCAUCGUCAUAAUAUAGUGCGCGACGUACAUCGCAAUAUCGGAAAUAUGUGAUCCUGUGGUGAACUUGGAUAUAUUAUAUUAUGCCGAUCAGUCGUCUUUAUUUCGUCGACCUCCGGAUUUCUAACGCCGACGCCGCCGAUCCGACGUGUGCGUGCACCACGCAUUUGGAUUUAUCUUCAGCAGGUAGAUAAUGCCAAAAUCUUGGAAUGGUGGAUCUGAACCCGGUUGAGGAACCGAUGCUAGACGAUGGCCGAACGGCCCUGCAUUACGCCGCGUCGACGGGCGACAGUGGCUCGGUGGCCGAACUAUUGGCCGCCGGGUCCGUGGAUGCCAACGCCCAGGACGCUGUCGGUUAUUCGGCCGUGCAAAUUGCCGCGGCUGAAGGCCACUUGGACGUGCUGCGACUGCUGUUGCGACACGACGCCAACGUCAACCUGCACGACAACCUGCAUGGUAAUACGGCCUUACACGAGGCUAGCUGGAAGGGUUAUAGCAAAACAGUGGCGUUGCUCGCAUCUUCCGGCAGCGACUUGGACCGCAAAAAUUAUGGAGGAUCGUCUGCAUUGCAUUUGUGCUGCCAGAACGGACACAACCAAAGCUGUCGGGAGCUCCUACUCGCCGGAUGUGAUCCGGAUGUCCAAAAUAACUAUGGUGAUACGCCGCUUCACACAAGCGCCAGAUAUGGACACGCCGGAGUACUGAGAAUAUUAAUAAGUGCUCAGUGUAAAGUUUCUGAACAAAAUAAAAAUGGCGAUACAGUGCUGCAUAUUGCUGCAGCUAUGGCCAGGAAAAAAUUAACUAAAAUAAUUUUGCAAGCUAAAUGUAAUACUACAUUAAAAAAUAAGCAAAAUGAAACUGCCAGAGAUAUUGCAGAACGUAAAAAUUUGACUGAUAUUUUAGAAAUUUUAAAGAAUCCCAUGUACAAAAAGAAAGGCAGCAGUUCAAAAACGAAAAAUGAUUCGAAGGAAAGUAAAAAACGAACUGAUACGAGUAUUAAAAAACAAUGGUCUCCCUACGGUUGUCAUUAUUUUCCGGAUACUAAGGAGUUUCCGAAACCAAAGCUGAACUCUUUACCUGAAGAACCAUUACACGCAGGUGAACAAUAUUAUUUAGACUUAGCUGGAAAUAUUAGAAAAGGACCAGUAGGAGUAGGGUACACAUGUUAUUGUGCACCCUUUUUCAAAGAGUUAGAAGCUCGAUUAGACCAUAAUACAAAAAAAUUGAAACGGCAGAUUUGUCGUACCGAGGAUAAUAUAAAUCGAAGAUUGUGUUCAGUUGAGAAACAGCUGAAGCGAUCAAAUGAAAAACUUCAACAGGUGUCUGAAGAAGUGAGCGACAAUGACAGCGAGUUGGAGAACCGGUUUCGAACAGAAUGUGCUAUUGAUACCACGGUCAUGGACCCAAACUUACGAUGGCGGUUGGACUAUCUGACAGCUCGGCGUCACGAUGAUAUUCCAUGCAAUGAUUCUGGAUAUAGUACCAAAAUGUUUAGCAACUCCCAAGGCCCCUCACCUUCAUUGUCCAGUAAAUUUAAUGGAGAAUAGUGCAGUACCUGUCAUAGAACACAGUAAAAUGCCAAAAUCAUUAAGUGUAUUACCUGACAAUAACAACAUGGAAAGUAUUGUAUGAUCAAAACGUGCCAAAGUUAUCUAAACACUUUUAUAUUUCAAUAAAAAAAAUUAAUUUUAAGAAUUACAAUUUAUCAUAAGUUUUUUUAUAUUUUUGUAUCUUAAAUAGUUAUACAGUGCAAUAUACAUUAUAUUUUGUUAAUUUAUUAAUAUAUUUUUUGUAAAUAAAAUUAUUCAAUAACUAUAAA
Molecule: messenger RNA, 2331 nt
Organism: Aphis gossypii (cotton aphid)
Lineage: Eukaryota; Metazoa; Arthropoda; Insecta; Hemiptera; Aphididae
Product: ankyrin repeat domain-containing protein 6-like
Exons: 9
Coding region: 722-2059 (445 amino acids)
Cellular component (GO): nucleus; cytoplasm
Molecular function (GO): protein binding
Source: RefSeq, a predicted model, not a curated record